GGCUCAGCCAUAACUGCUGUUGCUUCCUGCCAUAAGAGAGAGAGAAUAGAGGGGCAAAGUACGGCUAAGACACAGCGUCCAGGCUCAAGCUUGAGGUAUAUUAAACUCUCCUUUUAAUCGAGGCCCAAAUCAGAGCCAUUUCUGUAACACUUCGUUACAGUUUGAACGCCAGUGGAGACAGAGAGAGAAUCAACACGCAAAAAGAAAAUGAUGAGAGUGGUGUUCUUCGUCUUCUUCGUUCUGGCGGUCAUGGCGGACAAAGGGAAAAUAGAAGUGCAAUCGGGCAAAGUUACAUUGACAUGUCCGGGAGGAUCCAAAGAAUGGGGGUCAAAAUCGCAACCCAUAAGUAACCCUGGCAACGACGAAUAUUCAUUUACAUAUAAGGGAGACAAAAAGGACGUGAUUUAUUACUGUAUCAAUAGUACAGGUGAAAAAAACAUGUUUUAUUUUAGUGGAAAGGGCUGUAUAGAUUGCUAUGAGCUGGACGGGAUUCGGCUGCUGGCCAUCAUAGGUGGGGACUUACUAGUGACUGGGGGAGUUAUCCUGUUUGCCUACCGCCGAGCUCAGAGGAAGUCGGAGCCCCCCCCUGCAGCAGCUGCUAACCACCAGAGCGCCUCAACAGAGCCGGAAUCAAACUAUGAGGAUCUAAGCCCAAGAACCAGAGACAAUGCAACUUACACUGGGGUGCACAGGACGGGAUAGACGCCCAGUGUGCUCUGAAAUCUCCUCACCAACCAUCUGAGGCCUUCUUGGUCCAGACGUCACCUCCACCUUGAAGCUGGCUGAGAUCUUUGAAACAUCUGCAUGCUUUUUCAUACAUCUUUUAUAUCUUGCAGUUUUUGAUACAAAUAAAAGCUUAUAUCUUUUUGUUUAAAAGCAUUUCAAUUCAAAAUAAAACUGUUACAUUUUGCCAAAAAAUAAAAAUAUAUUGGAAUUUGCUUAAUGUGAA
Messenger RNA from Paramormyrops kingsleyae, 949 nucleotides. RefSeq names its product T-cell surface glycoprotein CD3 epsilon chain-like. The record is from RefSeq and is a predicted model, not a curated record. Gene Ontology annotation, cellular component: alpha-beta T cell receptor complex; external side of plasma membrane. NCBI's taxonomy places the organism in Eukaryota, Metazoa, Chordata, Actinopteri, Osteoglossiformes, Mormyridae. Gene Ontology annotation, molecular function: transmembrane signaling receptor activity. Gene Ontology annotation, biological process: cell surface receptor signaling pathway; positive thymic T cell selection.